Messenger RNA from Botrytis byssoidea, 1392 nucleotides. RefSeq lists its product as uncharacterized. The record is from RefSeq and is a predicted model, not a curated record. Gene Ontology annotation, biological process: regulation of peptide transport. NCBI's taxonomy places the organism in Eukaryota, Fungi, Ascomycota, Leotiomycetes, Helotiales, Sclerotiniaceae. The transcript is spliced from 2 exons. Bases 1 to 1392 code for a protein of 463 amino acids. Gene Ontology annotation, cellular component: membrane.
AUGAGUCCGUCAACGGAUUCUGCUACAAUGCAGACACAUACUCAGAGAGUGUCGCUGGAAAGGACGAUCACAGGCACAAGUGCAACUGCCAGCACUGGUAGCAAGAAUUUGGGAUUUAGAGCCGGAGUGGGCCUGGAGAAUGUAGCGCGCAGGACUCUGGGGAUGGUGUUAUUGGGAGUUACUGUGAUGUUGUGGACGAGUAGUAAUUUUCUUGCUAGUUACAUAUUCGCCGAUAACACCUAUUCGAAACCAUAUUUUGUUACAUAUAUCAACACAUCAUUCUUUGCUGUAUCAUUGAUCCCUAUAUUUCUACGAAUAUCGAGAGAGCAUGGCUGGUCACAUGUGAAGGAUUCAGCUGUGGACUACUAUCAUGACCAAUUAUCAGAAUACCGCACCGGACUCCAGAAUCUCCGCAAAGGAUGGCAUCGCCGAGGAUCCAGUCGAGAAGACCAAGAGUACGAUUCUAUGAGCGCUUCUCAUUCCCGUCUCCUAGACUCUGCCGACGACCUUGACACAGAUCUACCACAGCCACAAGAACAAGAGAAGGAAGAUAGAUUAAGUGUAUCUGAGACGGCAAAACUUUCUCUCGAGUUCUCUCUUCUUUGGUUCAUAGCCAAUUAUCUCGUAGCCGGCUGUCUCGAAUACACAUCCGUGGCCUCCUCCACAAUCUUGACCUCCACUUCCUCAAUCUUCACCCUCCUCUUUGGGGCGCUUGUUCGUGUCGAAUCUUUCACCGUCCGCAAACUUCUCGGUGUUCUGGCUUCCUUCGCAGGCAUCAUCCUCAUUUCCUCCGUCGAUCUAGGGAGUACGGAUAAUGACUCAAACCGUGGGAGCUUUCCCCACAAAUCUCAAGCGCAAAUUGCGGUUGGCGACAUCAUGGCUUUUGGAAGCGCGGUGAUGUAUGGGCUGUAUGCAGUAGUGAUGAAAAAGCGCUGUGGCAACGAAGAUCGGGUCGAUAUGCCGCUAUUCUUUGGGCUCGUUGGAUUUUUCAAUGUUGUUUUUCUCUGGCCCGGUUUCUUCAUUUUGCAUUUCAGCGGCGUGGAAACAUUCGAGCUACCACCCACUGGCAAGAUCUGGCUCAUAGUAUUACUGAAUUCUUUAAGCAGUUUUAUAAGCGACUAUUGCUGGGCGUAUGCGAUGUUGUUGACAACGCCAUUGGUAGUGACUGUAGGCUUGAGUAUGACGAUCCCGUUGAGUUUGGUGGGCCAGAUGUGGUUGAAUGAUCAGACAAGCACUGCAGUGUAUUGGGUGGGUGCAUUGGUUGUCGUGGGAAGUUUUGUUUUUGUUAAUCAUGAGAGCAAGGAUGAGGAGAAGGGGGAGCCAGGAGAUGAAAGAAUCAUACCUAUCGUGAUUGUUGUGGAUCACGAUGAGAGAAGAGAUGAAGUGGUUUAG